Messenger RNA from Caenorhabditis auriculariae, 18725 nucleotides. The record is from the annotation of a GenBank genome assembly. NCBI's taxonomy places the organism in Eukaryota, Metazoa, Nematoda, Chromadorea, Rhabditida, Rhabditidae.
AUGAACCGGAUGGAUCUCAAAAGUUCUGAUGUAAAUGGAAACUGUAAAUUCAAGUAUAUUAUAAUUUUUACAGGCUCUAAGAACAAAGAAAAAACAGCUAUUAGAAACGCGAAACAACAUAAACGCAUUGAAAGAGGAAAUUCGAGAGCAGGUCGAUCUAUUGGAAAAGAUGGUGAGCUACCAAGGCAUUGAAUAUUGAAAUAUGCUUAUCUUCAGGAAAACCGAAUUAAAAAAGGUAUCAACAGCGAUUUCUCUCUGAUGGAUCGACGCUGUAGAGACAUGGAAGAAAUUGUGAAAAAACAAGAAGAAAAGAUCAAAAAUGUGAUUUCAAUCUUUUAAUUGUAACUUUCAACUUUCUUCUUCCAGACGCUCGAAGAACGAACGGAAGUUUUGAAACAUCACUUGCGCCAACAAGAAAAACUUGACAGAUUGUUCGCCAUCAUCUACAAUUUUUUGUCUCAGGUUUCAUUCAUUUUACUGAUUAAAGAAAACGAAAUCUUGCAGUCCCAAGAACAACAGAAGGGGAAAAACGCGAUGCUUCUAUUUCUGCGUUUUCAAUUAGCUUACACCGAAAUUGUGGAGCGUUUAAAAGAAAAUGGGGCUGCAACUGCUUUUAUUCAAAAAAUUGAUGAUCAGGUAUAUUACCUCUUCGAAUCGUUCACUCUAUGGAAAACUUUACUCUUUCCGCUUUUGUUCAAAGAGAGAUAAGUCAUCGUGAAGGUCAUGCGAUGAUUUCGGUUGUUUGAUAGGGAACGUUUUGUUAUCACUGAUAGCAAGACGUUUUAGAUUUAUUAAACUGUACUGGGAGUACAUGUGAGAGACCGGACUGGGAAGAAGGAGAAGGUCUGUUUAGACUGAUAGUUCAAUACUUUCAGAUAGUUGCUGAGAAACAACAAAAGUCAACGGAACUUCAAAGCAACAUUGAUCAGGACAUUCGAGAAAUAGAGAUGGAGAACGAUUCGUUGAUAAAAACGAUUACCGAGCUCAAACAAAAGUCGAUUUCCGUUGCUUAAACCUGUCUUAUAUGAAGUAUUAUUUGUGCUUAGUCAUUAGCCUCUUAGCUGAUUCCAGUCUUCUUUUUAUGACAUUCUUGUUAACUUCAGCCUUUCUAUUGGUAGGACUCACUCUCCCCUCCUGGGUGGGUGCAUUUCAACUCUAAGCUGCUACUUCUUUGGGAAUACGCCUGAGAACCCAUUUACCAUUUCAUUUCUAACCAAAUAACAGUGCUUGUUUUCACAGAACUCUGUCUUCGCUACAUUUCUCUAUUCAUUGGACUCAUAAAUAACUUUUCUCAAACUUAAAUCUUUUCUAUCGAAUACUUUUUGACAGUGUUAGCCAAUUGAUUGUCAUGCACCUUCCAUGCUACGCAGCUGUCAUGUUGGGUGAGUUCCUACAUUUUUUCAUUAUCACAUCGGUCAUUUUUUAAUUGUUGUCAUUUGGCACAAUACUGCUUCCUGCUAUCUGACGGGACAUCUGUAUUGUGUUUGCCGUCAUAGUGUUGCUGAGAAAGCUACACCAAUAAAUGAUUCAUUCUGCUUUUCCCAUUAUUUCCGAUAUUUUUUGUAAGAUUUUUUUACAUAAAUAUGAUUUGUGAGAGUUUCUUUCAACAGAAAAACAGAAAUGAAUAAAUUGGAGCGGAAAUAGAUUUUGCAAUUUCAAAACAAAACUUGUCUUACUUUAUGGAAAAAAAAGAAGAUGUAUGGCAGCUAUACCACAAUCAAAACAAAAAAAAGUUUUUUUCAACGAUUUCAUAAAGUCUGCUUUUUUUACAAAUUUUCUGAGCCUGUAUUUCUGGUUUCCACUUCAGAGGAGUAAUAUGGAUGGGAAAUUCUGAAAAAUCUCUAUAAAAAUGACGAAAUUUAGGAAAAAAAGUUUAAAAAUUUGAAAAAAAUGAAAUAAAACGAAGUUGGAUGUCAAAAAUCAACCAAAAAAACUUGAUUUAUUUACUUUUUUUCUUGUGGGGUUCUACUCGAAAAAAAUUUUUUUCAGUAAAUCUUGAACGUCAAUUACAUGUGGAAGUGGUUUAUCGAGUUAUGUGACGAGUGGGCGAGUUUCAUGUGCAUAGUUUUAUCACUUUGAAGCCAGCGGAGGCACAUUUGAGAUAGGAGACUGCGAAACUGAUAUUUGGGCGUCUCCCUCCGUCCGACCGAACUUGAUGAUUAUCCACGUAAUUUUUCGAACUGUAUUUUCAUUUUAAAUAAUUAUUUGAUAUUUUGCUCAAAUUUUAUAAAUAACAAUUUUUUUGCUUGCCGCCUCUAAAGUGUUUUAAUAACGCUGAAUUUGAAACCUUGCAAAGAAAUUUUCAAGCUGAAAUUCACAUUUUGUCUUUUGAUGAAUUCUUUCUCGAUAUUUUUUUUUUGGAAUUCUUCAAUUUUUCUUGUUCAUUGUUCUAUUUUUUCGGCACUCCACAAUAAAGUCAAAUAGUCAGAAAAAGAGAAGUGUUAGAAAUAUUUUGACUAUGCCUCUAUGCACCUUAUAUCUUAAAUAAAAACGUUUUAUUUCCAUCUUUUUGCUUUCCAGCCGAAUUGUGGUUCACAAUCAGAAUUUUUCUAAGUCUAUUUUCAACAUUUUUUUUUAUUUUAGUUUCAUCACAAACAUGCACGCACCUUAGUUUUUGUCAACUUUCUAUUUUUUGAACUUGCACUAUUUUGUUUGAGGUCCAUGCGGCUCAUUUUAUUGCUGAAUGCACUGAGCGUGGUAUGGGCAAGUGAAAACUGGGAUAACUUUUGGAAAGAUGAAGAAACGUUCUACGGUAGUUUUUCUUUUCAUUAUUUUUCAAUCAUGAAUUUUUCUGUUGCAGAUUUUUCUGCCGCCACUCAGCAAAUCAAAUGCGCACACGAUGGAUUUUUGAACUCAGCGAACUCUAGUUGCACAUGCCUUCCGGAUUUCUCAAACUCUGACUGUGGACGCCGAGUUUGUAAUAAUUUUGGCAUUCCGGCUCCCAUUGGUUCAAUUUCGCCCACUCAUUGCACAUGUCCACCUGCUUUCUUAGGAACUAAUUGUGAACCCGGUAAGAACUUUUUUUUUCAAGAUUAUGUGAUGGAAAAAUAUUAAGUGAAAUGCAUACCUGAUAAUAGUAACUCUUUAUCCGCACGGAAGGAAGAAAAAACCAUUUCUCUGCUGGUCACUUACAACGAGAGGAUGAAAGAAUUUUGGGAUACGGGUAAAGAAGAACUGUUCGAACUUAUCUGCGAGAUCGGUCAGGGAUAUUAUCGGAAUUUUGUGAUGUCCGAAACUGCAACGAUUGUGGUGAGUUUUCAAACUGCAACUAAGGUGGAAUUUUAGAAAAAUUUGGAUUAUUCUCUUCACAUUUUCACCUAUUUUCACGUUUUUUACAUGUUCGCUAUUUAUAAGGGUCGUUUUAUAUGCAUAUGAACAAAAUGUGAAGGAGCAAGGGAGAAAUGAAACGAUUUUGAUCAAUUAGAAUUACGAAUUCAUUCACCAGAAAGCUUCUCGGAAUUGAACCGUCUAAGCUGGAUGAACUUGAGCAGAAUUCAUGAGACACCUUUGCGUAGAAGCCAAAAAGCGUCAAAAUAGUGCAUAAAAUGGAAAAUAGCCACAGUAUUAAUUUUUUUCGUGUGUUUCAAAUAAAAAAAUCUUUCUUUAAUUUUAUUGAAAACAUUUUCAGGAUCCCACGGCGGAUAAAGACCAAUGCAAACAAAGCAUUGAAGACACUUUCGUUUACGAACUCAUCGACCCUUGUCAGCCAACUUGUAAGAAUGUGGACGCUUCGGAAAUUCAAAAUUUGAUCUCGAAAACCGCCCCCAACAGCAUAGUGGGACAUACUUAUCUGAAACUGCCACAUUUUUCUGCUAGGCUUACAUUGUCACAAACGUCAACGUAACGGGAGUGACGCCGGAAAUGCAAGAAAAGAUUUGGUCAGCAGCCAUCGCAAACAGAAUUCAGGUUUGAAACUACUCAAGAGCUCAUUGAGCUCGGUUUUUUUUUGCAAAACAUUCUUUUUCAGAUCAACGUUAUCGUCUAUGACUUCACUCCGUCUCUUCUCUCCUCCCAAUUUGACAACGAUCCCACUUUGCUGUGGUUGAAAAGUUUGGCGUACGGUACUUUGGGAAACUAUAUUACUGCUAAUGGACUAGACAAAAGUGGCCCUAAUGCUGAAAACGUUUGAUCUUUUCUUACGAGCUUGAGUAACAAUGUUUGGAAUGCUUGCAGACUAUCACUGAAUUGACAAGCUUGUGGGACCAAGGCUAUCGAAUCGCGGCAGUUUUGUCAAAUGGAACUACCUUCUUGUUUACUACCACCAGUGACAUUUACGUUAGCGCAAGGUUGCGCCUUGAGACAACAGGUUUUUCAAAACAAAAAUUUGGAAGAACCUUGUUGUUUAUACAGAUCUCACAACGAGUGCAGGAAAUUUGACUCCGAUUAUUGACACGAAAAUGUGGAAAUUGUACAAGUGAGACAGUUUUUUGUCUUUAUCGGACGAUUUUUCGAAUUUCUUCUUUUUUCUGAUCACUAAUGAGUAAAAUAUCAUCUCUUGUGAAGGAAAUGUGAAAGUUUCAUGGUCGGCUUAUUGUCAAACUGAUAGAAAUUUUCAAAAAAUUUUCCUGAUAUCUUUCUGCAGUUUUUUUAUUUCAGUCUUUCGGUUUUCUUGUAGUUCUUUUUUUGAAUUUAGAGCCUUUGUUUGAGCAUAAAAAGAUUUUCUAAACUUGGUUUAUAUAUUUUUUUUUUUCUGUAAGUUUACAAGGACUCCGGAUUUCACAGAAAAAAUCAAAGCAAUAGGGGUUUUUUUGAGCUUAUAUGAAAUCUGGAUUUUAUCGAAAACCGAAGUUCUGAUGCAGUUGAAAGCCGGUUUGAAGUUAAUGGAAGGGGCCGCGUAGCGUGUGCAAACGUAGUUCUUGGUAAAAGUUUAAUUGAUGCGUGAUCGACUACUCAAAAAGCUGGGUCAUGGCUUAUUUUUGUCUAUUCUACUAUUUUUUGGUGCAAAAAUGAAAAAAAUCAUUAGUGUAAUAAAGAAAUAAAAGAGCGAUAAACGAGCGAUAAACGAGCUCUCCGGAUGGUCGCUGGCGUUUGAAUUGAGCUGUUUAAAAAACCGCGUACGCGCACUCUACGCGUCAUUCCCUCGCUUGUCAAGUGGGGAUAAAACUUAUUAUAUGAGGUAAUCAUUAGUUUUGCAAGGCUUUUUCUGUAAAGUGUACUCUCAUGUCAACCGUUCCUUAUGCGAUCAUCGUGAUUUUUGGCCAACAAAAUUUACAAAAGUUCCAAUUUUUUAGAUUGACAGUUUCGUCCCAAUAUCUGAACUUGGCUUUCUAUGGUCUGAACGAUGGAGAAAGAGCUACAGUGUACACGAAAGACGCUUUGAAUGUUUAUUCGGCAUUUGUGAAUGACGUCGAAGUCGAUGCCGCUUUUCCCUUAAUCAUAAAAGGUAAAAAAAAACCGUGGAAAGUUGCAUGGAAAAAAGUCGUGGAAAGUCGCUUGGAUUCUUAAGUACCUUAAGUUUCCUUAAGUUCAUUUUUCCAGGAGCAACCUACAGCUUGGUAAUAAGGGCGGAGAACGGCGAGAUUCCAGUUACAUCAGAGACCAUAAAAGUCGGACAACUUUUACCCAACGCUGGUAUAACGUUGAAAAGAAACUUGUCUGACCGACUAAACUGCCAGUUCAACAUAUUCUUUGGUAAUGUCACCUGUAACACGGCCGGUCCGGUUGUUCUUCACGUAAGUUUUGAGAAAACUGUAUUUUUACUUGAAAAACGACGGAGGAAAUAUUUUCUCACACCUUGAUUUAAAAAAAGUUCAAGUUUUCAUAUAAUCCGAUUGAAUUACAGUACCACCCAAAAGGAUGUGAACUUUUGGUUUUUCAGGCCUAGCGCGCUGAAAAAACAACCGAUCUUCAUGAAACUUUUUCUGGAGCUUCGAAACGCUGUUUAAUGAGUUGGUGUACGGUAGUUUUGAGUAUAGAGCGGAAGAAAAUACCGAUGUCGGUUAACGAUACCUCCUCGGUGCCAAGCUGUGAUUAGUUCUCGGGGUUUCGUGACCAAGUAUUAGACUUGUAUAAUUUAUGUACACAGUGAAUUCUUAUAUAAAUGUUGUUAUUUACAAAAAAAUAAAAACUAAAAAGUUCACAACCUUUUUGGGCGGUACUGUAUGUGUGCCAUUAUUUUAACAUCACUUUGAUUUUCAAUGCUCUAACAUUCCUUAUUUCAGUCGUCCGACCAAACGUCUCACACGGCGUCGUUUCCAAUCAUGUGCGCUUCCAAGAUUGGUAUUGAGAAACAAAGAGAAAGAUUAUCUUUCUGAUUAAGAUGCACCAAGAUCUUUCGAGGAACUUCGGAGGUUACCAGAUCAAAGACCUGCCGCUCAAGUUGACGAUGGUAUCUUUUGAAAUCUUAGUUUUAGUUAAUUAUUUUUUCAAGAAACUUGCAACAAUGUUCCUGAGCCUCCGGUCGAAGUACGAGGAUCGAGAAGCUUUGCAAUCGUCAACAGAAAAUGCGAUAGUAACAAAAAGUGAAUAGUCCAAUCAAUUGAGUCAAUUUUCACCUGAAAACAUUUUCAGCAUGACGGAUCAGCUCUUCAGACAGCCUGGAAAUAUUUUCGAAUUACUUGUUCCUUAUUUAAAAUCAAAUGAAAGUUUGUACGAUAACUAUGUUGCUUACAUGGGUAACCUUUACGUAAGUACCCUGAAUUAACUUUAUUGGAAUUUUGUCAUUUCUAGAGGUCUGAUCACUUUGACAUCUUUCUGACAAAAGUUAUGACUAAUCUGGACGACUUUGUUACUUGUGAUGCAAACUGGAGUUUGCCGACCGAUCUCAAAAACACGCUUGGUUUUCUGAAUGAAUAUUCAGGUAAAUUUUCUUGAGCAAAAAAAGUUAUUGUGCUUGGAAUCCGGGAUGUUCUGAUAAUCCCUCGAAGGCCUUCUAAUUGUUUUCAAUAAGGGUUAUGAAUUUCUUAACGGACAGAGCUUCCUGGUUUCAGAGAACAAAGGCAUCAAUCUACUUUUUUCUUUUUUCUUGCGAUUUUUUGUAAUUUUAAAAAGUUCAAUCUUCAAAAUGAAGCCUGUGCAGAUUGAGGUUUUUGAGAUCAACGCAAAAUCUAACCGAUUGGUGGAAUUUCAGAAAUUCCAAGAAAACUGACCGCUAAUUAAUUUUUUUUUUCAGACGUAUUCAUCAUUGUUGAUUCUGCAAUUGAUGGAACAUAUGUGGAGGAAAUUUACAGCAGAAUUUCUGAUAACAGGGCGAAAGUAAGUGAGAUCGCGUAGAAUCGACAAUUAUCUGGGAUUUUUCAAGUUGUACUUCAUAAUACUCGAAUCAAGCACUUACAACGCUUCAACGGACUACAACUUGCUGAAUGAUUUAGCUGUGAGAAGUGGAGGAGUAGUUCUCCGAGUUUCUUCUGUGACCGACGUUGUCAAGGUCGGAUUUUCAACUUAAACUAAAAACUGUAUUAUAGUCUGUGUGCCAUGACUUGAAACUUCACCAAACGACAUUCCGCUGUUCCGCUGCGUUGCGAAGCGUCUUUGCGAACCACAGUCUCGCUUUGAAUUGGUUCUCAUUUCUGAUAGAUGGACUGUUUCACUAGGAACACGUGUUGAUCGAGUUUUUGAAUAAAAUGAAAAACUAGAGGCGUUCAAAGGCACGCAGCGAAACAGAGGAAUGUCGUUCGGUGAAAUCCCAAGUCGUGGUACACAGACUAUAACUCAGCGAAUUUUAUCUUGGCUAUCAAUUGUUUAUCGGUUUGGGAGUCGACUAAGGAAGUUUUUCAGUUCAUCGGAUUACACCUUUCCGAAGGAUGGGUGGCCAAUGACAUUGCGGCUCAUGCUGUCCGACUUCAAACAGUUCAAGGAGUUAAUAUCCCCAACAUUUUGUUGGAUUCAAGCGAGAAGUAUACACUUCUGAUUGCCUACCCUCCUCAGACUUCCAAUUAUCCAAACGGUUUGGUUUUUUCUUGAAUUAUUUGAAUAAUAAGAAUCAAUGAUUAUGUGAUUGGGGGCGCGCCGUAGCGCAACAAGUUGUGUGCCUGUCUAUGGUCCACAGGGUCAAAUGUUCGACCCCCACCUCGACCCAACCAAGGGGUUCAAGAAAUGUUGGUAGUCGGAGACCACGACUUCAAAAUCCCCAGCCUUUACAUACAAGGGCGGAUAUGUCACUGGAGCCAGUCCACUGAUAUCAGGAUAGGACCUCGGCUAAUCGACUUGGGGCGCCGACGUCGCUCAUGCAGUACAAAAGCGUAGGAAGAAAAAAGAAGAUGAAGAAAAAUGAUUGUGUGAUUGAAUAAUUGAAACAUUGAUUAAAAAAAUUAAAUAAAGUGGGUUGAUUUCACGCCAAUUUGAGAAAUUCGAGCCCUGUUUACGUUUAAUUUUUUUCUCAUUUUUAACGAAGCGACAAGUGUGACAGACAAGCCAAACUGUUUCAACACUGGAUAAUUAAAAGGAGCUGUAAAUUUUUCAACAAAUCGUUCAGCUGUUGUGACAUUCAAUCCGGAUACUUGUGGAAACGCAACGUCGUUCACCACUUUCAACGAACUCCAAAUUUUCAACAUAAACGUCGGAACUAGUGGAACUGUGUGUACCUUGACUGUUCAGACGAUCUUCCCCAUGGCUUCGGUAGUUCUUAUUCUUCACUGUUUAUUUUGAUCUAGGAGAAUUUCAGCUCAACGUCGUACUUUUAGCGAAAUCCACGAGUUUUGUGAGUUUAGCUUUCACGAACAGCCCAACGACUGAGUACACCUCGACCUCGAUUUCUUUCGGUAUUCAAAUCGCCGUUAAUUUGGAAAAAAUUUGGACGAUGAAGGUACCGGCGUUUACCCUGUGCUCGCAAGUGUUGACGGCUUCAAUACCAACUCUCAAAUGUUCAUUUCUCAUUUGAACAGUUCAAACUCGGUUUUCUUAUUUUCCCAGGACAAGUCCAAUUGUUUUCUCACAGGAUAUCUACCAAACGAAUGUAUCCCCAGACGAAAGAGGCUGCAACAAUUUCACAAAAAUCGUAGAUUACCAAUGGUUCUGCGACAUUCCCUCGGGUAUUUAUCAUGUUCAGGUGGAUAUUUUUGUUUCUUUUAUUGUGCUCAUAUGACCUGACUCUGUACACCAGUUUCAAAUUUUUGGUUCAAAUUUACAUAUUUCGCUUGUUUCUGAUCGAAAAAUUGAGCUGAACUCAUUAUUGAGAAUGAUAAAAUAUUUAAAUAUGCUGAAUCUAUCGCUAUAUUUUAUAAAAACUGUACAGAUACAUCAAAAAUUUACCUUUUCUCUGCUAAACUUCUGAAGAAUUUUUGUUAAAGUAUCUCAGCUAUGUAAUAAUCGAAUUACGUUGAUUUCGCUUUUCAGAUCAACGCAGAAGUCGGCAGUACAAAAAAAUCGAGGUUUUUCCCGUUAACUUGUCUUGGAGCGGAUAGUGGGAGCUGUAUCAAUGGAAAAGAAGCUGUCAGUUAAACAGCAUUAUCAAAUUUGGGGAGAAAACAACUUUUAACUUUGAAUUUAUUUCAGCCGGAUGACACAUGUAUCUGCAAUGUUGGAUGGACGGGAAACAAAUGUCAAUUGCCCAUUUGUCUUAAUGGAGGUAUUUCCGUCAAUUAUUUACGUUCCAGUAUAUCAAAAAAACUUCAAAAAAGUUCAUAUUUGAAAAAAACUUUGCGAUAUGUAGCUGGAAGAGCUCAGAUCACAUGUUUGCAAAGUAAAUCAGUUUUUCAACCAAUUACUAUGUACACUUUCUUUGUCAGCGUAACCUUGAGACUAAAUAUUUUUUAUGGCAUUUUAGUCCACUUCUCAGAAAUUGGAACAAAAGUUGCAGUUAUGAUGCUCAAAAUUUUGCAUAUAAUAUCUCGGGAAGUGUAAUCUCAAUUUGGCUACUCAUGCGCUGAAUUUUUCGUUCUUUUCUUUUUCGACCUGAAGCAUGAAAGUUGAUACUGCACUGCCGGCUGCGGGACCCUUAAAAAUGUAAAUAAUCUGUUUCGAUUUGAGGAACCGUUACUUCGGCCAAUGUCUGCAACUGUCCCCCUGAAUACUCUGGCAUGUUCUGCGAAAUUUGUAAUAAGAUCAUGAUCAAAGAGUAAAUAAUUUUCCGAAAAUAGGGAAUUCAACGUCAAGCUGUACGAACUCUCCGAACAUCCCGGACUUCCGAAGCGAACUGGGAUCUCUUAUUUUUGUUGUGGACGUUUCUUUGCUGUCUUCGACAAGUUUGUUGGAUUCUGUCCCAGACUUUCCAGGGACACAAAUAGUUGUCCUUUUAUGUUCGUUAGAACUCAUUUAUACAACUAUUUUCACAACAAUGAUUAAGAUGGCAACAGUAUGAAUCCAACUAUCGUCCUCUCCACAACGAACUCCCAACUUCUCAGCGGAGCAUUGACAUUCAACGAAACAGUCCCAACUGGCGGACCAAUUGCAUUGCCUUAUGAGGCCAUUAACAAGGCCCUCGACAGUCAAGUUUGUCGUUUGCUUAAAUUUUUGUAAAAGGUGUACUGUAAAAAUAAGAGGUGAAAGUAAGUCUGAUGAAAUCUAGAGCAUGAUAGGAAAAAGUACUGGGGCGCGCCGUAGCGCAACAGGUUGUGUGCCUGUCUACGGUCCACGGGGUCACAAGUUCGAUCCCCGCCUCGACCCAACCAAAGGGUUUAAGAAAUAUUGGUAGUGGGAAACCACGACUUCAAAAUCCCCAGCCUUUACACACAAGGGCGGAUAUGUCAUUCGAGCCAGUCCCUUGAUUAUCAAACAUCAGGAUAGGACCUCGGCUAAUUGACUUGGGGCGCCGACGCCGCUCAAGCGGUACAAAGGCGUAGGAAGAAGAAGAUAGGAAAAAGUACUCAAAAGUUGCUGAAUGCUUAUAUACCGCUAAUGAAAAAACUUAUCGAACCCGACAAUAAGCUCGAAUAAAGCUUUUAAAAAACCGGAAAUUUUGAGCUAUUUUCUUUUCAUGAUUAUUUUUGCUGCUGAGGGCAGUUUAUUUUUUAACCGAUGUUUCAAAAUUCUCACUCAAAUUUUCGUGGGUUUUUUUCGGGUAUUUUUUUUUGGGCGCUUCACAAAGCCUCAAUUUUGUUUCAAAAAUGCUCCACCUAUAUCUAACUCCUACCAUCUCCGUGAAUUCCGAAUUCGAAUUCGAUUUAAUUUUUGAACACUAUUAGAUAGUACUAAAUCAGUUUUUAUUCUUCAAGUUUUAUUUCAGAUUACUCGACGAGCUCUUGUUGUUCUGGUUUCUCAAAACACUGAUUUUGAUUUCAAUGCCGAUGGUCAAAAAAUGGUCAAUCGGUUAGCAGCUCAACGCGCCGAGUUGAGAAUUUUUGCAAGCAAAAAGUCGGAUGGAGUUUCUCUACUGGGGCUUCUUGGAAACAGCGUUCCAUUCAUCUUCAAAAAAAUAGAAGAUUUCCCAUUGGUGCCUCAAUUGAAGUCUAUGACAUGCAUCUAUUUUUUUAGUACUUCAACUCCUACAUCGUUAAUCUUUUCUCCACGGGAAACCCACAACCGAUCUUGAAUGUCUACGCGAGCGAUGUCGUCAAUAACAGCUUGGAAGUGGAUGUGCAACACGACGACAACGAUAACCAAUGCGUUCUUUUUGUUCAUGUUUUGAAUGGAAAGCAAACUUUGGCCGCAGGUGACCGUUCACAAUUUUCAAGAGUAUAAGACUUAUUAGUUUCAGUGAAUAUAGCUGUAGUCGGAAACGGAUCCAACAUCUACACCUCGAAAAACUGCAAAGGUUUGAUCUCCUCAAGCUGUCCGAAGUUUUUAUUUUUCUUUUUCAUAAACUUGAUAAACGUCCAAAAACUUUUUUUGAGUCAUAGCCUCAAUAACGAUUAAAAUGUGUUCAAGAAUUGUUUUCUAGCGCAAAUCGACCAAAAAAAUCUAACUUUUUUUUUGUGAAAUCCAACGGAUCCGUGGGAAACAACUGUAGAAAGUUUGACAAUAAUCAGAGAACACCUCGAAAAGUUAUGACGCAAAAAAGAAUAUUUUAUAUCAUAUUGCACGGUACUGUAUCUCUGACGAUAUAUUUGGAAAUUGGGGUGAUUUGGAUCAAAGUUUUUUUGAGUUUUUUUGAAUGUUAUAGUUUCGCUUAAUACCAUCACGACUUGAGUAAAAAAAAUCAAAAAAAUUUUUGAAAGAAUUUUUUUUGUGGUUUUUAUCUAUCGAGCGCAUCUUCGCAAUAUUUUUCGGCUAUUUGAGUUGAAAGUUCUGAAUUGAAUGUUGGAAACUGACUCACAUAGACGCUCUUAAUUUUGUUUCAUGAACUAUAUUUUAACGAGAGGCUGAAUUUUAUUGUACUAUGAGAAAUGCCUGACUUUUCAGUUUCUCUGAGAUUUACACAAGAUGAUGCCGCAGUACCAGUCUUUUACUCAAUCGAGAAGCUCAGCAUGUUUAAGGUAAGCACCAAUAAAUUGUUUUCAGUUAAAGGAAAAAAGUAAUAGUUUGAGUGUCGUUACAUUUGUACUUUUUUUACAGUAACAUGACUCUUCUUUUGAAGACUGAUAAAAAAAUAGCUAAAUUACUUCAAAUGUUUCUUCUUGAAAUUUUUUUGAAAAAAAUUUCCUUCUUUUUAUUUUCAUUUGUUUGGGUUCGGACUGAUCUGUGAAUAAAUUAAUUUCAAUUUUUUGCAGAGCGCCUACGGAUUCAGUUCUGACGCAUCUGGCAAAAAUGAGCUCCUGAACACUGGACUAGGGCAGAAAGAAGGUUCAAUCUCGAUUUAUGCCAUAAAUCAGCUCGCCGAUCAAUCGACGCCUGAUCAACGUCCAAAGAUACAAAUCCGACCUUUGUAUUCCAACGGAACCUUUGGAGUUGCUUCUUCUUGGUUAACAACUCGGAAAUCUUCUAAUUGCACCUAUCAGUACUACGCUGUCACUCAGCCUUGUCUUGACAAUAUCGCCUACCAAGCUCAGGUUCUUUUGUUUGAAAAAAAUGAACUGAUAAAAAAAUUUUUUUUUAAUUUUUUUAGUUUGGUCUUGUUUGAUUGAGCAACUUUUGAUCCGAUUUCCGCCAUUUUUUUAUUUUCAGAACCGAAGUGCCGUUAAGCUUUCCUCUCGCAAAUUUCAGUUCAAAAUAUAUAUUUUUUUAAAUAGACAUUCAAAAAAAUUAAAUAAUAUUCGAUAGUGGUUUUGUAUCUUUAGGUUUUGAAGCGUGGCUCUGUUACCGUUACGCGUUGAGCCUUGCAUUUUCAAAAAGAAAACCGAAUAUAAUUCUCAAAAAUUGCAUAUUCAGAUCAUAACGAAGUCGACUGGUGGUUUGAUUCGUCAGCAACAAGUUAUUCUUGCCUGUUCAUCGGCUGGUAAGCCUUAGAAAAUCAACAUCAAGCGAAAUUCAAAUCAACUUAUUGAAGACCGUGAUUGCCUGCAUGGAACGAACCAAAACGGGGAGUGUAAGUGCAACGUGAACUGGCAAGGCAUCGCCUGUUCGGAGCCAAUUUGUUUCAACGGAGGAACUCGGGAUGGAAGUGUUUGCCAUUGCGUCCAGCCUACGACUGGCGCCAACUGUGAACACGGUUUUUAUUAGAAUUAUCAAAAAUUUUGAACGCGCAUUUUUUGUGCUUCGGAUAGAAGAAUCUUGAAUUGUCGUAUCCUCGUCUCACGGCGUUUUUGUUAGUGGAAGAUAUUGCAAAACCCAAAAUUGAGGAGGCGUGAUCAAAACCUCCGCCGUUCCCAUGUGACGUCACGGGAAAAACGCGUAAACAACAGAAAAUAUAAGAAGCGCAUCAAUGGGUCCCGAGACGAAUCUAUUUCUCCUUUAAAAAAACGCAAAUUUCCUGUUUAAUUUUUUUAAAAAACAAAUGGCGUGCGCCAGAGCGCCGCAGUGUAUGCACGCGACACACUACACUUUAUGGAAAAAAAAAUGGGCGGACCGUCGCCAAAAAAACGCCGUGGUCUUACUGAAAAAAAUUAAGUAACUUUGAGAAUCCACCGAAUUUAUGUUCAGAAAUUCAGAGAAAACCUUUUUUAGGAUAGAAUUAACAAAAAUCCAUUUCAAAACUUAGUGUUAACAAAAAUCCAUUUCAAUUAACAAAAAAACUUAGUGUUAACAAAAAUCCAUUUCAAUUAACAAAAAUCCAUUUCAAAACCUAAAAUCCAUUUCAAAACUUAGUUUUGGGGAGGGAAUAUUGUUUGAGCCUUAGUUUGGAGGAAAAUUGAGGGUUAGUUCAAAGUCCAACUUAAGCUGUUUUCAUUAUUUCUUUGUUUCCGGUUCGGCGCCAAUACCGACGACAACUUCUUUUGCACCGCCUUCAACAACGACAGGUGAAUUGCCAAUAAAAUAAUUUCGACCAUGAGCAAAAAUUAUUCCCUGACUGCAAAAAUAAGCGAUUUUUCGUUCCCUUCUUUUUUCAAACAGGUAGAGACUUCCCAAAUAGUGGCUCAACAGUAUUAUUCCUACAUAAAAAAAUCAGGAUCAUUUGGCAAACUGUGCAAAUUGAGAAUCUUCUGGAAUAAUCUGCUUUGUUUCUUGCCACAAUAAUUUUGAACUAUCCUGUAGUUUUGGUAUUCGAAAGAACAUUUUGAUUGGAUUAUGAAUUGUGCAACACAUACAUCUUAUUUCCACCCCUCUAAAAGGAGGUCAAAAAGUUUUAAAACUCCCUGAGUAAUUUUUUUGGAAAUUUUUUUAUUAAGAUGAGGUCUAUCUUCAACACAAAAGGAAAGGUCUUUUUUGUACGAAAUUUUCCGGAAAAUUGCUACUUUUGAAGUGACAGAAAAACAUUUCGGAAAACACGAUCCGCGCAGAUCUUUGGUUUUGGAAAACUGUAUUUUUGGAAUCUAGAAGUUUCAUCAAGCUUGUUGAAAAAAAUUUUAAACUUAUUUGUUUUCUCUUAAAAAAAUGAGACAAUUUUAGUUCAGAAAAUAAGCAAAUCCAACAGUUUGCGGCUUAGUUUCCAAACUUCUAAAAUGCAAAAAAAAAGACCGCUCUCCUUGCAAAACUCUUUCAGUAGUGAUAGCCACAACAACAUCAAACUUGGCAACUACUGCUACACCUUCUCCAACUUCGACCAACACAGGAGGUUGGAAUCCAAUUAUCUAAAAAUUGUAUCUAGUCUCCAUCAACUUUCUGUUUUCGUAAUUAUUCAACUUGAUUAGUACCCAAAACGACCAACCUGCCUACGAUGACUACCAAGAACUCUGCCACCACUACCGUCACUCCGAUACCAACGCCUCGUGUUUUUGUUUUUAUAAUCGAUGUCAUCGGGAGUGACGAAAACGCUUUCAACACUACUUUGGUAUUAUAAAACACUCAAAUAAAAAGUUUAAAAUUUUUUUCAGGAUGCUGUGAACCAAUUUUUCAGUUACUAUGAUCCCCAGACCACUUUGGUGAUGCUAAUUUCGAACAGAGGCAGUGAGCCGUCCCUCCAGUUUGACUAUCAAACAUAUGAUAAGAAGAACAUUUCUGUAUUUGACUCUAUUUUCCGUAAUAUCCGCGAUAGCACGGCACAACCGAAUUUGCAACUGUAUGUUUUAUUUUUUCAAAUUCCGUCAUUUUUUUUCCUUAGAACGUUUGACAUUAUCUACAACUCCACAAAAUCGUCUGAAGACAAGCUUGCCGGAGCAAAAUCUAAGAAUAUUUUCUAUGUCACGCAAGUCGGGUUUGUUAGCAACUUUCCUGACCGCAAAUUGGUUACCGGUCGCAGUAAAAUUUUUUGACAACUUUAACAUAAUUCUCAAUCUUUAGUUUUCGUCAGAACUCUUACUGCGACCGUUGAUCAUUUCUCCGUGACAUAUUGAUUCAUAAAUCUUUUUAGGGGUGACCUUGCCUCAAAAGAUAGUUUGGACAAGCUGAAAACCGAAUACAAAUUCAAUAUGAGGUGAAAUGGUUUGGAGCGACAGAAUGAAAAUUUUGAGCCUACAGUAGCGUGGCAAUAACUCCUUUCAUGAAGGAUGUGAAUGGAACUGUCGAAGCCCAGCUGGAAAACCUCUCACCAGACGUCACAAACACUUACUGGACAUUCCCAGCUGUAGCAGCCAUGGUCGAAUCUGUCUCAGGCGGCCAGACUGACAGACCGUUCAACAGCACACCUCGUAAGAGAAGCUUUAAUUGAGAAAAUUUUAGUUGGGAAUUAAAGUUUCAGAGCGCAGUGAAAAAUGAAGCGAAUCAUGAAACUCCAAAAAUAUGAUUCUAGUAUAUUCAAUUUUUUUCGACUUGGAAGGCAGAGAAGCGGGACGUGUAGCGUUCACGUUCGCGGUUCUUGGCACGAGUUCAAUUCGGCCGCCAGCGACUGGUUGGGAAGCUCGUUACUUGCUCUUUCCAUUUCUUCCUCAUCAUUUAUUGACUUUUUUGUUCAUUGUAAAAUAGAAAAGAUACAAAAAAGCGGUGACCGAGCUUUAAUUUGACAGUGAUGCUUAAAAUGAACUCGUGCCAAGAACCGCGUACGCGCACGCUACGCUUCCCGCCCUCGUCUUUCAAGGCGGCAUGAAUUGACUACGAUUUCCAACAAAAAUUUCCCACAAAACAUCAAGCAAAACGUUUUUUGACAGUCUAAAAUUUCGGAGCGACUAAAAUUCUCUAAUUUUGAAUGAAAAUGUUGUUUAAGCAAGACAGCCUUCGUGCGUCAACGGCUUGCAAGCUAACAUCAUGGUUAUUGCCGAUCUUUCCAAGCCCCGUGUGGAUUCUACCGUUGACCAAGUAAAUUAAUCUAUUUUCUUCACUUCAAACAUAAUCUUUCCAGUUCAAUUCGUUUAUGAGCCUGUUCGUCUCAGGCUUCAAUUCUUUGCUUAAUGACGCCAAUCGCUGCUCGAAAAACUCUCCUCAGCCAGUUCCAACAUAUUACAAAGGCGAGAUCCUUUUCUAAAACUAUUUUUUAUCCCCUAAUUUCAGAGCACUCACUUUUUGCCGGUCUUUCGUUUUUCGAUAAUUACGUUGUUACUCUACCAACUUUCUGUCCCAGUUCAUACAGCCUCGUAGUUGAUAAACGAUUGUCUGAAAAUUCAACUGCAACUUUUAGCCCAUCGUAUUUUUUGCCGUAAUUUGAGGAAACCUGGUAAUAUGUAUUUCAGUGUAGUGUCUGUGAUACACAAUGCAGUCACUAAGACGACUUGUUCAUGUUAUCGAUUGGAAGAUCCAACUACUCAAACUUAUAUUUUGUGGAUGCCUCGAGGAGGGUCAGCAAUUUUUUUUUAUAAACUGCAUUUUUAAUGUUUUUUUAGAGUGCCUUCUGAAGGUUUAUUGGAGCAGUUCACGUCGAACUACACCCAUUUAGUGCUUCCUUUUGGCUAUACACCAACUGUAAUUUCUUCCAAACUCUCGAUUUUCACAACUGUUUAAUAAUUUCAGGUUGGAGACCUUUACUACGAUUUGACAAAGACAAAUAAAAAUCAAACCUUGUUUGGACCCGAAAAUGCUAUAUUUGGUGACGGACAAACGGGCGGUCAGUCAGCUUCGCAGCUUGUCCAACUGGUUUGGACUAGUUUGUGCAGGUAUCUCUUGACUCUUCUGAAUAAACUUUUCUGCUUUGAGAAGAAAUCAAGAUGAUUUUCCAGAUGGGGCGGUUUGAUCACUUUGGAUACGACUGCACAACCGCCUUUUUCAUGUGGGGAAGACGCUGAUUGCUUGAAGUCAUCAACUGAACCUUUAGAGGCUUUCUGAGCCGGAAAGAAAAUGUCAAACUAAUAAAAGUUUAAAAAAUGCGGCUCAGAGGUGCUUUCUAUUAGUCAUCAAAUAGUAUGAUUCGAAAAUCAGAAGUGCAAUCAAAACUUGAAUGUUCAUGCUUGUCAAUAAAUUAUUAUGUUCUGAAAGUAUAAAAUAAACAAAUGAGAGUGGAAAAAAAACGAGUUUCACAAAAUAACUCGAAAAAAAGUUGAACGAAAGACAGAAAUUUUAGACGUUCCACCUCCUACUACCGAAUCUCCUCGAGCUGUACUUUUCAUCAUCGAUGUUGUCGCCUCAGACAAAGCUGUUUUUAACGAAACAAUUGUAAGACUUUUGGUAUUGCGGUAGAGUAGUUCGAAAUAACUACCCUUCAGAGCUGUCGGAAACGGAAGAAUUUCAGAAUACAAUCACAAACUUCAUGAAAAUGUUCAACAUGGCAAUUACCCAGUUUUCCGUUAUCGACAACACUGCGCAGCUUCCGUCUCCUUUUCAACUGUACGACUCAAUUUCUCAUUUUUCGGAUCAGAUAUACAACGACUACUAUUUACUCAUUCCUCAAGCAACGCCUCUUCUCGACAGGUUCCGCUGCAACUCGUCUUGACGUUAUAUCAAUUCUCAGAGUUUUCGACAAUAUUUAUCAAAUGUGUGACCCGAAAAGCCUCUCAAAGGAUUCUGUUCUAGCGCAGAUCAGCUCUCUUUACAACAACAUUUUCUAUGUCACUCAAACUGGGUAUGAGGAAAAUCUGAUUGAUAAAAAAAGAAAAUAUUCAAGAGGUUCUUUCGACAAUUUCCAAACGCUGAGAAGUCUCGAAGGCGUUUACCACUUCAAAACUACGUAAGAUUUGCUAAGGAAGUGCAAAAGGAAGUAAUUUGGAAAACAGUCGAACUUCCCCGUCUCGAGGGGACAUCAAAAUAAAACGGCACCUAGUAAUGCUGAUACCAACUCAAGUAAAAUGUUUCUAUGAAGUCGUAAUAAGUGUGAUACCGGGAAGAUCUCAGCGUAUUUUCAUCGGACCCUUUUGCACUUUUCAUUUCAAAAUCUGAAAAUAAAAAUAACUCGCAGGUCUGUUGGAAUGGCAAGUAAAGGAAACGAAAUACCCGAAAACGUUUAUAAUCAACUGGAAGUCCUGGGCGACGUCAUCAAAGCAGACAAUUGGUAUGACGCUGUGAAUGCGAUGGCUGUCGACGCCUACGGAUCUUUGUACACACCUCCGCCCACCAAAUCCAUGUUUGAAACAUGA